UGGUCUGUUCUUCGUUGUGAGGCCAUCGAUGUGUUCAAUGGGAAAUAGAAAAUUUUCUGUUCCCCCGAGGUUGGACACAUAUCGUCAGCCUACGAACAAGGGGGGCAUCGCAGGCUGAGAGAUAAGGGGAGAUUCCCGAGGACAAUGAAAAGAGGAAGAAUCAUUGGUGCUAAGGAAAUCGACGACAGUGCAAGUACUGAUUCAAUUGACAAUGUCGAAGUUGUGGAGUCUGUGGAGUUACAAUCGCCGUUUAAAGCAGAUGUAUUAAUACCCAAUGAUGGACACAACACCCUGUCUAUAGCUGGUGAUAAGAAGGCGAAAGAGGCUGAAAUGGAAGAUGUCUCGUGUCCCAUUUGCUCGGAGAAGAUGCUCUCGUUGUUACAAUUGAACAGACACUUGGACGACGAACAUGGGUUUGGUGAUAAUGGCACCCCGACACCUAUGAAGACCAUGCCGAGAACCAAUACACCAUCACCGUUGUUAACUACACCUAACGAGGAGUUAAGGUCGUGGUUAAAGAAGACAAAUGAGGUCAGAUCAAAGAUCCAGACUGCACUACCGAGAAAGUUUGUGAAUUUGGACUUGUUUGACUCCUCGAACAACUCCUUCUCCAUGAGUACGGAGCCUAGUGGACAGCCAUCUACUAAUACAACAACAUCGACGAAUCAGCCAGAGAUCACAGUUAAGAGAUCACACUGGCAGAGGCCCACUGGUCGUGAUAAGUGUACUGAGUGUCACAAGACUCUGAACAUCAAGAAUGGACUAGUGAAUUGUCGUAAAUGCGGACUAUUGUUCUGUAAUUCACAUUCAGAUUUCAAGGUUAAACUGAACGAAAAUGCACAGUACGACCAUGAAGGAGUUUGGAGCAGGUGCUGUACCAACUGUUUCCAAGGUAAGCCUGGUUAUAACGAUUACGGUCUUUAUGAAGACUUGACUAAAAGGUUUACCACUCUACGACAGAAGAAAGUUGACGAGAGAGAUAUGCUUCAAAACAAAUUGGAGAAAAGAGUUAUCAACGUGUCUACAAUGCUCAACAAGAUAGAUAGAGAGUACCACUCUACUGAAUUUAACAGCAACUUCCUCAAUUUCAGAAUCAACAGUAAGAAGAGAGAAGUGGAACAACAAUUGGUCAAUUGGGAAGAUGGUUCUCAUGUCUUGAACUGCUUUAUAUGCCUGCAACAGUUUUCGUUUACUUUAAGGAAACACCACUGUCGUCUGUGUGGUCGUGUUGUUUGUGGGGAUAAUCAAACCCAGUGCUCUAUGGAGAUCCCUGUUGAACACUUGACCACGCUAUUGGACGUUCCAAAGGUGAACAACCAAUCACUGAUUCGAAUGUGCAAAGAAUGUAAAGAUUGUCUGUUCCAAAAGAGGAACUUCCAACGGGACUUAAAGAGUCCAUUGACUCCUUUGUUACAAAAAGUUGAUAAUCAACAAUCCAUUAAGAAAGCUAUCUUAGUGUUGAUGCCCAGGUUUGAAGAUAUCUUAAAGAGGUUGCAGACUGACCAAAACAAAUCCAAAUCGUUGACUCAGGAGGCUUCAAGGCUAAGAAAACGAUUGGUGGACUCCUUUGCAUCGUUUGAUAAGUUCACAAAGGAAAUCAUUGCACUGGAAGGGCUCUCAAAAGACGAAGAGCUGUUACAACAUGCCAUCAAAGUGGAAAGUGCAACGUUCAUUCAGGAGAACAUGGCACCUUUAAAACAACUACCUCAGCUACUACACCAAUUGGAAGCUAAUUCGAAUAAUAAAGGCAUGUCCAAGCCUAAAUACACAAGGGAACAGGUUACAAUGAUUAAACAACGUCGUCAAGAGUUGAUGGUUUUACAAGAACAAAGGUUUUUAGUUGAAGAGAUGGUUUCCAAUUGUAAAAAACAGAGGAAAUUUGACGAAUUACCAAUGCUCCAGGACAAUCUCAAAGAACUGAAUGGACAGAUCGAACAAGUACAGAAUACAUUAGGCGAAGAGGGGUUUUAGAGAGAUAUAAGUAACGAUUAAAAAUGAC
Williopsis jadinii is the source of this 1999-nucleotide messenger RNA. RefSeq names its product phosphatidylinositol-3-phosphate binding protein (gene PEP7). Gene Ontology annotation, biological process: DNA repair. Gene Ontology annotation, molecular function: metal ion binding; DNA binding. The coding region runs from base 145 to 1971 and encodes 608 amino acids. The transcript has a single exon. Lineage: Eukaryota; Fungi; Ascomycota; Saccharomycetes; Phaffomycetales; Wickerhamomycetaceae. The record is from RefSeq and is a predicted model, not a curated record.